Molecule: messenger RNA, 2072 nt
Organism: Syngnathoides biaculeatus (alligator pipefish)
Lineage: Eukaryota; Metazoa; Chordata; Actinopteri; Syngnathiformes; Syngnathidae
Gene: ndufv1
Product: NADH:ubiquinone oxidoreductase core subunit V1
Exons: 11
Coding region: 440-1900 (486 amino acids)
Biological process (GO): mitochondrial electron transport, NADH to ubiquinone
Molecular function (GO): NAD binding; NADH dehydrogenase (ubiquinone) activity; 4 iron, 4 sulfur cluster binding
Source: RefSeq, a predicted model, not a curated record
UAAAGAGACCUGACUGAAUAAGCAGCCUGUUAUGCUUUCGAGAACUGAGGCCGUGCAGAAUGUUGGCAGCAGAUGUUGCGUUUAUAAUCUCAAAUUAUGCUGCAUGUAUCUGGAGGGCUGACUGCCCAACGUUCACCGAGGAUAAACUGCGGUGAUGUCAUAACUCCAGAUGAAUAUUUAGGUUGGGCACAUGCACACUAGGGGUCGGGCAGACAUAUUAGCUUCUGCGAAGUUAAAUUAAACGUAUCCAUUCAUGUUCUGAGCCGCUUAUCCUCACAUUCUAAUCAGUUGCGUCACUGUCCCGCCGUGACUAUUUGUUAUAGUAAUAAACAAAAAAGUGUGAAAUUCUCAUGUCUUAAAGUGAACAGAAGGUUAUAUAUACGAGUAACUAAAUAAAUCCCUUGUCCGUCUUGGUGAGGCGACGGACUACUUCCGUAAUAUGAGAAGCGCUUCCGGUUUGGAUUUCAUAAACUCUCGGAAGAAGAGCAGGAUGCUGUCCCUGACUCGGGCCGUCGUGAGCGGGGCGGCGCGUGCCCCGGCGGCGCUCAGUCACGCCGCCGUUGUGCGAUUCAACAGCACUGCGCAGAGUCCUCCAAAGAAAACCAAAUUUGGGCCACUGGCUGAUGAGGACAGAAUUUUCACCAACCUCUACGGCCGUCACGACUGGAUGUUGAAUGGUGCCUUGAAGCGUGGAGACUGGUACAAGACCAAGGAGAUUCUCCUCAAGGGAGUGGACUGGAUCCUCAACGAGAUCAAAGUGUCGGGUCUGCGCGGGAGAGGAGGCGCGGGGUUCCCCACCGGUAUGAAGUGGAGUUUCAUGAACAAGCCCAGUGACGGCAGGCCCAAAUAUCUGGUCGUGAACGCGGACGAGGGUGAGCCGGGCACGUGCAAAGACCGGGAGAUCAUGAGGAAUGACCCCCACAAGCUGGUGGAGGGCUGCCUGGUGGCCGGCAGAGCCAUGGGGGCCCGCGCCGCAUACAUCUACAUCCGGGGGGAGUUCUACAACGAGUCGUCCAACCUGCAGGUGGCCAUCCACGAGGCGUACGCGGCGGGGCUCAUCGGCAAGAACGCGUGCGGCUCGGGCUACGACUUUGACGUGUUCGUGAUGCGCGGCGCCGGCGCCUACAUCUGCGGCGAGGAGACGGCGCUCAUUGAGUCGCUCGAGGGGAAGCAGGGCAAGCCGCGGCUCAAGCCGCCAUUUCCCGCCGACGUGGGCGUGUUCGGCUGCCCGACGACGGUGGCCAACGUGGAAACGGUGGCCGUGGCGCCCACCAUCUGCCGCCGCGGGGGCACCUGGUUUCUGAGCUUCGGCCGGGAGAGGAACUCCGGCACGAAGCUCUUCAACAUCUCGGGCCACGUCAACCACCCGUGCACCGUCGAGGAGGAGAUGUCCGUCCCCCUGAAGGAGCUCAUCGAGAGGCACGCGGGCGGUGUUCGCGGCGGAUGGGACAACCUGUUGGCCGUCAUCCCCGGCGGCUCGUCCACGCCGCUCAUCCCCAAGAAGGUGUGCGAGGAAGUGCUGAUGGACUUCGACGGCCUCGUCCAGGCCCAGACGGGCCUGGGUACCGCCGCGGUCAUCGUCAUGGACAAAUCCACCGACAUCAUCAAGGCCAUCGCCCGUCUGAUCGAGUUUUACAAGCACGAGAGCUGCGGCCAGUGCACCCCUUGCAGAGAAGGGGUGGACUGGAUGAACAACAUGAUGUGGCGUUUCGUGCAAGGCGACGCGCGGCAGUCGGAGAUCGACAUGAUCUGGGAGAUCAGCAAGCAGAUCGAAGGACACACCAUCUGUGCCCUGGGAGACGGCGCCGCCUGGCCCGUGCAGGGCCUGAUCAGACACUUCAGGCCCGUGAUGGAAAGCCGAAUCGCCCAAUUCCAACAACAGAAGCAGGCCACAGCUUAAAAAUGUUCCGCUCGUUUUUCAUCCCAGCUGGCGUUACUUCGCUGCCCCAUCACUACCUGAAACGCCCGAAUGCUUGUGCUCUUUACAAAGUAUUUAAUAAAAAAAAAAAAACUUUUUUUUUGUCGUCUUGUCUGAUCGAAAUGUCAAUAAAGUCCUAUGAACCUUAAAUCCA